UGAAGAGGGUCGGUUACGACUGUCUCAGCCUCGACUUUCCACACGAAAACUCUCAGCGAAGCACCCUCAAUAUAUCUGUACAACUUUAUAUACAAUUUAAGAAGCUUUGAGACAAAACCGAUAAUUGCAUAAACUGUCGCGAGGCACCUGUCGGACACAUCCAUGUUUUACGUCUUCAGAAUGUCUUGAGAAAGACGCUCUGAUUGUCCACCCUGCAAGCAAAGGUGUGAUGGAAGCGGCCAGUACUUCCCUCAGAGAUGACUGCCCUCCCUGGGAAGAUGUGUCUCUGUCUGCCCCUCACAGAGACGAUGGUCUACUGGUCACCCAUGUCAACCAAACACAGGACUUACUGAUGCUGAAUCCACGGUGUAAUGGGAGGUCACAGGGUCAGGCUGCGGAGUGGAAGAGCUCCUCUGAUUGGCUCCUGACCCACAGUCUCUACAGCUCCAGCCUCUCCCUAUCAACACUCCUCUCACAUGGGACCACCAAGAUCAGUGCUGAGGAGGACGGAGGCCACAGCAGACAGCUGGAGAUCACUGCUGCAGCACUCAUUCACUUUGACUUCCAGCUGUACCAGGCCAUUGAGCUGUACCAUGGCAGAAUAAGAUGGCUGAACCAAGGAAGUAUGAAGGUGUUUGGGCUGGUGAAGGGGUCCAGAGUAGGGGUCAUAGUUGACACCUCAGAUGUUAACUGCACCAAGGACAGACUGCCAGAUCUACAGAGGAACCUCCUGUCUCUGAUAGAAGAGCAGCUCAGCUGUAAGCGUCAGCUGUACCUGAUGUCCUGUGGUACUGAGACCAACAGCCUUUGGGACGGCCCCAGAGACGUCGACACCUUCAG
Messenger RNA from Oncorhynchus gorbuscha (pink salmon), 840 nucleotides. Its product is annotated as von Willebrand factor A domain-containing protein 3A-like. The transcript has 8 exons. The record is from RefSeq and is a predicted model, not a curated record. NCBI's taxonomy places the organism in Eukaryota, Metazoa, Chordata, Actinopteri, Salmoniformes, Salmonidae. The annotation marks the transcript as partial.